AUUAUUAUUUACAACAUUAAGAUACCUAUCUAAUUGACGUGUGAAUGUUUUUUUUUAAAUAUGAUUAAAAGUUUAUACAUAAAAAUUCCCCAACAUAAUCAACAGUGUAGAUUUCUUAUCUGAUUGGUCAUUUAUCGAUGAUACUGCAUAGAUUCGAAUAGAACGGUUUAUCAAGUUUAUGGGGUAUUGUGAGUAAACAAAGAAACGUGGCAGGUUUCUGUGUGCUUUAUUUUUCUUGUGGUCGAAAAAGAUAAUCAAUGGAAAUUUCGUCCACAUUCAUAUAAUCCAUAUAAACAAAUAUAAAUUGCUUUUCUUUAAAUGAUUAUUUCUUUUUUUAUGUUUCUAGUAAACUUUCCUUUAUGAGCAUUUUUUCUUUUGCGCGUUUUUUUAGAUGAGUUUACAUUUGUUUAAUUCCUGACAUAUUUAUUUCAUCAUUUCUUGAUCUUAUGAAAAACAGGCAGGGGAGCAGGAUGAUGUAUGAAAAAAUCCUUGAAGAUGCGCAAGAAAUAAAAAGACGGUUGUCGGCAUUAGGAGAAAAUGUUAAUGAAGAUGCAAUAUGUGAACUGCUGCAGAGUUGUGGUCCUAAUUACGAACUGGAGCAUAUCAUUAACAUGAUUACAGAAAAUUGGAAUCCCGACCGUCAAAAUGAUUUGGAUGAAACUGGAACUUCCAUCACAGAUAUAUCAUCUAUUAUAGACAAAUCUGAGAUACAUGGUAAUGACAAAAUUUCUAAUCUUGAAGAUUUCAUACAAGAAUAUGCUGAAACAUCAGAUGCUUCAUCAGAUUAUGAUGACAGAGAUGAUUAUUAUACUGCCACUAAUUGGGACGAUAUUUCAGUAGUAGAUACUGUAACACGAUCCAUAUCAUCUCCUUUAGAACCAUGUGAUACAUCAUCAUCAAAUCAUAAUAGUGAAGCCAUAGCUGUUCCUCCUGAAGUAGAAUUUUUAGAGGAAAAUAAUAAUGAUCCUAAUAAUAACUUAGAUUCUGUCCAGAUACUUCAAGAAUUACAAAAUAAUUCUCCAGACGUUUAUGACAGGAGAGAUUCAAGUAUAGAAUCCUGUGUAGGAUUCACCGGAAAACCUGAGAGUCCAAAGCCAGGUUGCAGUAAAGAUUCCCAUGAUACGUUCAUACCUCAUAAAUAUUCUAAACUACAUUCUGAAGCAGAACAAAUAAACGUUCUUUUACCUCGGUUUAAACAUGAUGUAAUUUAUGAGACAUUGCGUUACAAUUGUAACGCGAAAAAUCGUAUUGAACUUACAUUAUGGGAUUUGUUGCCGGACAGGAGACCAAAACCUCAAAUCCCAUCCAAACGAAAACUUGUGGAUGACGUGUAUCAUACAGAUCAUAAGAAAAAUCUCGCAGAGAUACCUGAAGAUGAUGUAGAAAUUACAUUUAUUCAAUCAAUGGAAAAACCACAUUCUACAUGUAAGAAACAUUCACAUACAAAGAAACAUGUGACAGAUGUAAUAUUAGUUGAGAAUGAUACAAUUAGCGAUGCCAGUCAACAAAGUGUAGUUCCUUUUACAAAAGCAAAAUUAAAUAAAAUUGAUAAAUCUGAUAACAAUAUUGAUACGUGUAGUGUAUCUGAUAAAAAUAAACUUUAUGAAUCAACUACUAUUAUGGAGGAGCCAUUAUCACCUGCAUGUAAAAAAGAUCCACAUACAAAGAAACAUCAAACAGAUAUAUUAGUUGAGAAUGGCAUGAUUACUGAUGCCAGUCAACAAGGUGUAGUUCCUACUACAAAAGUAAAAUUAAGUAAAACAGAUAAAUCUGGUGAUAAUAUUGAUACAUGUAGUGUAUCUGAUAAAGAGGAACUUGAUGAAUCUACCAUCAAGGAGAAACUUUUACCAAAGGUUGAUAUAAAAAAUGAAGAAUUACAAUGUAUGGUUACAGAGGAUUUGCAAGUAAUAUUACAAAAGGAAAGAGCAGGUGAGACAAUACAGCAUAACUAUUUCACGGCCGUUCCUCUAUUACGACCAUCAAAAUUAACAUAUAUUUCGAAUCAUAAGUAUAUUCCAUUAAGACCAUCACUGGUACCAACUCCUAUCUUAUCACCACCAAAAUUCAAAAUCCCAAAAGAUCGAAAACCAAUAUCUACGCGACUUAUGAUGGUACCAAUUCAAAACCCUGGGAAAUCAGCUGUGUUAAAACAAAACACUGAAGAAGAUGUGUCCUUGGACACACCAGCGAAUAGAAGAAAUAAUCAAACAUCGGACGUGAAUAUAGCUCAGUCACGUUCAUUUGUUGAUCUCACACAGGAAAAUAUAACCAAUUCGCAAGACAAAACAGUGUUAAAUGUAAAGACGGAAAAUACUAAGUUAUCGAAGAAUAAUCCAUCGCACAGUUUACAACCGAACAGUACAAAAAAUAUACCCAUUUUAAAUACUAUUAAAGACGUUAAUAGUAGUAAAAGUGAAGUUAAAGAUUUGGAGCCAGAAAGAAGGGAUAACAAUACACCUCAGGUCAUGCCUUCAACCAGUAAAGAAGUAAAUACAAGUGCAACUAAACAAUUAGAAAUGCUAGGGUCUUUGCAACAAUCUGAUGGCAAACAAAGUCAAACAUUGUUAAAUAAGACUACGGAGUGGAUUGUACCUUCUAAUUCUGCUAACGAUCUUGUGACGAUACAUUAUAUUAGUACAAAUACGCUACCUCGACAGGCAUCGACAUCUGACUUUGUAGUUGAGAAUGUACAGCAAGAAGCAGGAUGCACAAUAAGGAAAGAACAAAAAAAUAGCGAGAAUAAUACCAGUGAUAAAAAAGUAACAUUGAGCCAAGGAGCUCUUAAAAUAUAUUUCAAACUAAUACCAAUGUUCCCAUGUGUAGAUACUAAAUUCAUUAGACAAUUAUGCCAUGAAUAUGUUAAAGAUGAAGAUCUACUAACAGAUGAAACAGUUAUAUUGCAAGCUUUAAUUGAUUACUUGCUUAAUCACAGUCAAGAGCAUCCGAAUCUUAAAAAGCCUGAACCUUUACCAGAACCGGAUAAUUUGGAUGUAAAUGAGCAGUAUGUCAAUUUAUUGGAAAUAUUUCCAAAAGCAGAUCCUACAUACUUAAGAGGUGUAGCUGAACAAAUGUAUGAUAAGCCUGAUAUGAUAAAACAAUUUGUUCAAUCGAAACUCGAAAAUCCAGAUUAUCCAACCAGAGAGCAAUAUCUGGCUAAAAAGAAAAUUACAGAACAACAGAAGCAAUAUACUACAGGCUUUCAAGUGACACAAUUCUUAGAGAUAUUUCCAGAUCCAUUUUCAUACUUCGAGGAUGAUAAGAGAGAAUGUCGAUUUGACAUACAUGCAGUAGACUUUCUGAAACAUCACUUUAAUAAAAUUAGGGUAAAUACUUUGUUAAAUAUAUAUGCUCAGUAUAAACAUAAUUUAACUUUAACUGCUAAAACCUUGGAAACUCUAAAUCCCGAUAUGAAGACUAAACGAAUCUAUCCGUUGGUGCAAUCAGAAAAUAUACCAGUUCUUCAAGAAUGUGCUUUUAUACAACAUAAAGCAGAACUACGGGCAUAUUUGAACGAACUGAAAGAAGACGAAGAGAAAGAAUUUAACGAACUUAAGGCGAAAAAUGAACUUCUUGAAUGCCAAUGUUGUUAUGACAAUGAAUGUAUGCCAUCCAAAUGUUCCACGUGCGAGGAUGGCCAUAUUUUUUGUAAUUCGUGCAUUGCAAAGUGUACAGAUGUGAAAUUAGCAGAGGGCGAGACGCAUAUCCAUUGCUUGAUAGAUUGCGGCAGUGAAUUUCACCUUUCCGUGCUUCAAUAUGUGCUGCCUCCAACUAAAUUCAGCAUUCUUCUUCAGAAACGACAAGAAGCUGAGGUAAUGGCUGCUGGAUUGGAAGGUUUAGUGUCAUGUCCAUUUUGUCACUUUGCAUCUAUACCUCCACAAGAGGAUAAAAUAUUCAAAUGUUUUAAUCCCGACUGCAUGAAGGAGUCGUGUCGAUUGUGUAAAGAAAUUAAUCACUUACCUCUUAAAUGUAAUGAAACUAAGUCCGAUGCCGCGCGUUUGUACUUGGAAGAAAAAAUGUCUGAAGCCCUGAUACGGAAGUGUUAUCGUUGUGCACGAACAUUUUUUAAAGAGGAAGGGUGUAAUAAAAUGACUUGUCUGUGUGGUGCUCAAAUGUGUUACAUUUGUGAUAAGCCAAUAUCCAAUUAUGGGCAUUUCAAAGGUCAAGGAUCAAUGGCAUCUAACCUUUGUCCACUGUGGAGCGACGAUCGUCGUAUGAAUGCUGAAGCUGUAAUUCAUGUCUGUAAGGAAACCAUGAAGCAGAUCAAGGAAAAGAAUCCUGAAGUCGAAAUAAAUGCCGAUGCUCUUUUACCAAAGUUACCGCCUAAAAUUAGAGGCCCGCAUGAUGAUAUCGCUCAUGCAAAUGUAUUGCCGGCACAUGCAAAUAGGGUUGCAAGACACAUUCCAUGACAACUUUACGAUAAUAUUAACUGUUUCUCCCUAUGUUUUGUUUUAAUAUAUCUAUUAUUAUAUCUAUUAUAUCUAGAUUAAUUUUAGAUUAUAUUCGCACAUAGAACAUUUCUUGUAACAUACAAUUUACCUCAUAUGCCUGUUUUAUAUCUUAUAAAUUCAAAUAGUCUAUUUCA
Molecule: messenger RNA, 4582 nt
Organism: Dinoponera quadriceps
Lineage: Eukaryota; Metazoa; Arthropoda; Insecta; Hymenoptera; Formicidae
Exons: 9
Coding region: 447-4406 (1319 amino acids)
Source: RefSeq, a predicted model, not a curated record